GUUUUAGGCGAAUGCUAAGAACUUGUCGAAAAGGUAAAUAAAAAUGCCUGCAACCACCUCGCUCAUACCCACACGCGUUAAUCCCGAUUUAGAGAAGGAACGUCGAGCUGCCAGUUUUAGUGUUGAAGAAUUCCAGUGCUGGUGGCAUGGCGGCGCAGAUAAAUUAAACGAGAAACGUGAAAUUGAAACCUAUCUCUACAAGGAUCUCAGAGAUGGCCACCUGCAUGACUAUCUCUCGCACGAGGAUCUUUAUCAUCUUGCAGUGAAGGAUGUCACCGAAGCGUCUGUUAAACUACGAAAACUACAAAAACUGCGUAAUCCAGGCGGUGACAAUAUUUGGCCAAAGAAGCUCUAUAACCUGCCGGCGCUGCUGCCAGCCCACCAUCCGUUUGCAACUCAUAUCACGAUGUUCGUCGAUGUGAUCUACAGCCAGGGCACGCCAGAGCAAAUUGAAAAAUUCGGUAAACCCGCAGCUAACUGUAAUAUAAUCGGCACUUAUGCACAAACCGAAAUCGGGCAUGGCACCAAUGUGCGCGGCAUCGAAACGCGAGCGGACUAUGAUCGCGCCACCGAUGAGUUUGUGCUGCACACGCCUAACUUGCAGGCCUACAAAUGGUGGCCGGGUGGAUUGGGUCACACCGCCAACCAUGCCAUGGUAGUGGCUCAGCUCUAUAUCGACGGCAAACAUCACGGCAUACAGAUGUUCAUUGUGCAGCUGCGCGAUUUGGAGACGCACAUGCCGCUGCCGGGUGUGGAUAUUGGUGAGAUUGGCAAGAAACUCGGCAUGGCUGGCGUGAAUCAGGGUUUCUUGGGAUUCAAGAGAGUGCGUAUACCGCGCACAAAUAUGCUCAUGCGCAAUGCGAAAGUGUUGCCGGGUGGUAAAUUCGUACAGAGUCCAGCAUCUCGUUUGAACUACAUGACUAUGGUGUUUACACGUUGUUUAAUCGUGAAUCUUUCAUACGAUUGUUUGCUUCAGGCGGCCACAAUAGCAACUCGCUAUUCGGCUGUACGACGUCAGAGUCCAAUUAAUUCGAGCGAUCCGGAACCGCAGAUUAUCGACCAUGUCACACAACAGCAAAAGCUCUUUCCUGAAAUUGCCAAUGGUAUUGCGUAUCGCAUCACCGGUCAGCAUAUGUGGGAGUUGUAUGAGCUCACGCUAAAGGAGAUCGCGAAUGGCGACUACACACGCAUGGCCGACAUGCACAUCGUUGCUUGUGCACUCAAGGUGCUCUCCACCACUGAUGGCUCUUUCGGUGUGGAACGUUUGCGCUUGGCUUGUGGCGGCCAUGGCUACUUGACAUCGACCAAUUUCAGCACCCUUUAUGGCAAUGUCAUAGCUGCAUACACUUAUGAGGGUGAGAAUACGGUCUUGUUGUUGCAAAUCGGUCGCUAUUUGGUUAAGACUUGGACGCAGCUGACACAGGGCAAGAAAAUGUCGCCCUUGGCUGCAUAUUUGGCGGAAAUAUAUGAUAAGCCUGAAAUCGCAGCAUGGAAUGAUAGUCGCUCGUACUUGGUUAAGCUGUUGCAGUUUACGGCCGCAAACAAAACACGAUUGGCUUUCGAGAAUUUAACCAAUCGUGUGAAUGGAGGACAAACGCUAGAGGAAGCAAGCAAUAAUACAGGCAUCGAAUUGACGCAGGCAGCAGAGCUUCAUGGUCGUCAAUUUGUUGCUUCGGCCUUUCUGGAACAAAUUACAGUUGCAAAGAAAAAUCAACGUUCUGUAGCACUCAAUUCGGUAUUGGAGAAUAUUUUGGAAUUAUAUUUGGUGCAAACUGUGCUGCGUCACAUGAACGACAUACUAAGGUUCACGCCAAUCAGCGAUGCCAAUCUUCGUUCUUUACAAAAUCGCUUGGAAUUAUCUUUGAAGAAACUGCGUCCGGAUGCGGUGGCCAUAUGUGAUGGCUUCGAUUAUCAUGAUCGUGUAUUGAAUUCAACUUUGGGUUGCUAUGAUGGCAAUGUAUAUGAACGUUUAUUUGAGGCGGCAAAGAAAAGUCCUUUGAAUCAGAAGCCGGUGCCAGACUCUUUCGAAAAAUAUUUGAAACCAUUUUUAAAAUCGAAUUUGUAAUAUUUUAAAAAUAUACACAUACUUUUUAUAACUUAAAAAGAGGGAGAAGUUUAAAAAAAGCUGACGUAAGGAUGUGUAUCCUAUCUUGCAAAUAUAUCAAAUAUAUAUAUGACUUAAACCUAUGUAUAUAUGAGCUAUAUAAAGAUCAAUUCGUUAUGAUACUCUUUAA
This is a messenger RNA of Ceratitis capitata (Mediterranean fruit fly), 2234 nucleotides long. It is a transcript of the gene Acox57D-d, whose product is annotated as probable peroxisomal acyl-coenzyme A oxidase 1. The transcript is spliced from 9 exons. NCBI's taxonomy places the organism in Eukaryota, Metazoa, Arthropoda, Insecta, Diptera, Tephritidae. The record is from RefSeq and is a predicted model, not a curated record. The coding region runs from base 44 to 2065 and encodes 673 amino acids. Gene Ontology annotation, cellular component: peroxisome. Gene Ontology annotation, molecular function: FAD binding; acyl-CoA oxidase activity; fatty acid binding. Gene Ontology annotation, biological process: lipid homeostasis; fatty acid beta-oxidation using acyl-CoA oxidase.